UGAGGGGAGUGGCAGGCUAAUCCGGCAGACAGAGACUGUCUGUUCAUCAUACGACACAUUCUGCAAAACACUUUCCUUCUCUCCUUUUUCAGCCAUGGCGUUAACUGCAAUUCUCGAGAUUGUUGAUCUAAAAGGAGUAUUACUCUUUGUGAUUGCCUUUCUCUUGGUGGCAGACUUCCUGAAGAACAGAAACCCAUCGAAUUAUCCACCAAGCCCUUUCUCUCUUCCACUCGUAGGAAACAUUUUUCACAUGCAUUCCAAAGAGCCACAUAUAUAUCUGACAAAGCUUGGUCAUGCUUACAACAAUAUCUUCAGUCUGCGUCUAGGAAGCGACAAAAUGGUUAUUAUAACUGGUUAUAAAAUGGUGAAGGAGACCCUGGUGACUCAAGCUGAAAACUUUGUGGAUCGGCCCUACAGUUCAUUGAAAGAGCGAGCCUAUUCAGGCAAUGCUGGACUCUUCUUCAGCAAUGGUCAGAUGUGGAAGAAGCAGAGACGGUUUGCUCUGUCCACACUGAGGAACUUUGGCUUGGGAAAGAAAACCAUGGAGCAAGCCAUCUGUGAAGAGAGCCGCUUCCUGUUAGAUGAGAUUGGUAUUCAGAAAGGAGCUGCUUUUGACCCAACUAUCCUGUUCAACAAUGCUGUUUCCAAUAUCAUCUGUCAAAUGGUUUUUGGCCAGAGAUUUGAUUAUACCGACCACCGCUUCAAGUUAAUGCUUAAAUACAUAUCUAAAUGCUUUCAAUUAGAGGGAUCCAUAUGGGGGCAGCUCUACGAAGCAUUUCCAGCCAUUAUGAACCAUCUCCCAGGCCGACACAAUGACAUCUUCAAUGCCUAUAAAUUAUUGUGUGCCUUCAUGAAAGAGGCUGUGGAUAAACACAAGGCAGAAUUGGACCCCUCAGAGCCUCGCGACUACAUCGACAGCUUCCUAAUUGAGAUGAUGGAGAAGCCACAUGCCCCAACAGAUGGUUUUGAUGAGCAGAACCUGGUUGCAUGUGCAUUAGACCUGUUUCUGGCUGGUACAGAAACUACAUCAACUUCAUUGUCCUGGAGUCUCAUCUAUCUCAUUACUAACCCAGAAGUACAGGAGAAGGUCCAGGAAGAGAUAGACAGAGUGAUUGGACAGUUACGGGAACCAAGUAUAGCCGACAGGGCCAACAUGCCCUACACUGACGCUGUGAUCCACGAGAUCUUGAGAUUAGGAGAUAUUGUCCCACUGAAUGGCUUGCGGGUAGCUGAGAAAGACACUACUCUUGGAGAAUGUUUCAUCCCAAAGGGUACAGCAGUGUUACCCAUAUUGCACUCUGUUCUGUUUGAUGAGAAUGAGUGGGAAACACCCAACAAAUUCAACCCUGAGCACUUUCUAGAUAAAGAGGGCAAGUUUGUAAGGCGGGAGGCAUUCAUGCCAUUUUCGGCAGGAAAAAGGGUGUGUCUUGGGGAGCAGCUUGCCAGAAUGGAAUUCUUCCUGUUCUUUGUCAGUUUGUUCCGAAAAUUCCGCUUCUCAGCAGGAGAUGGCGAGAAGCUCAAACUUGAUGGUGUGAUAGGAGUCACACGAACCCCACACCCCUUUAAGAUCCAUGCAACGGUACGGUGAACAAACCAAACUCACUAAAGGAAUUCUACUAUACCAAUAAAUAAUUUCAAUAAAAUUAUAAACUAAA
Molecule: messenger RNA, 1655 nt
Organism: Myxocyprinus asiaticus (Chinese sucker)
Lineage: Eukaryota; Metazoa; Chordata; Actinopteri; Cypriniformes; Catostomidae
Product: cytochrome P450 2J4
Exons: 9
Coding region: 95-1588 (497 amino acids)
Biological process (GO): xenobiotic metabolic process
Cellular component (GO): intracellular membrane-bounded organelle; cytoplasm
Molecular function (GO): oxidoreductase activity, acting on paired donors, with incorporation or reduction of molecular oxygen, reduced flavin or flavoprotein as one donor, and incorporation of one atom of oxygen; heme binding; iron ion binding
Source: RefSeq, a predicted model, not a curated record